Molecule: messenger RNA, 2466 nt
Organism: Spinacia oleracea (spinach)
Lineage: Eukaryota; Viridiplantae; Streptophyta; Magnoliopsida; Caryophyllales; Amaranthaceae
Product: protease Do-like 2, chloroplastic
Exons: 21
Coding region: 137-2044 (635 amino acids)
Biological process (GO): proteolysis
Molecular function (GO): serine-type endopeptidase activity; protein binding
Source: RefSeq, a predicted model, not a curated record
AUUUGACGGGCAGGGGGGCGCCAAAACAUCCCACGGCCUCACUGAAGGGAGUACGUAAAGAGGAUAAGAAAACCAACAUUUUCUUCCUUCCCAUUUUCUCUCUCCUCUCCCUCAUUCACUGAAAACCACCGGAAAAAUGGCGAUUGGCGCCGCCAGUUGCAGCUGGUUAAACGGAAUGACUUCCGUCGAUGUAGCUCGCUCUUCUUUCUCCUCGCAUUCUUUUUUCCCUACGCCGCAUCCCACAUUUCGCGCACUCAUUUCAAUGGGCGCCAAUUGUAAGAGUAAUGGUGAUGCUGCUUCAAGAAGAACUGUCGCAAAUUCUUCUUCUAAUAGAAAUGACGCUAAAGAGGCAGAUGUUAUAUCGCGUAAAUAUUUUUUCGGGAAGCCGAAAGAUGAAAAAAGUUCUUCAUAUAUACAUCAUGAUGGCAGAAAAAAGGACAUGGGGCGGUCACAAUCAUCUGGCUUUCAGUCAUUUGGCAUGCCAAAAAAAGACAAGAAAGGGUCUGCCUAUGAACUCAAGGAGCAGCAGGCUGAGGCAGGAAAUCUUCAAAAUGCGUCUUUCCUUAAUGCUGUUGUGAAGGUGUAUUGUACUCAUACUGCGCCUGACUAUUCCCUUCCAUGGCAAAAGCAAAGACAAUAUACUAGUACUGGAAGUGCUUUCAUGAUAGGGGACGGAAAGCUGUUGACAAAUGCGCAUUGUGUUGAACAUUAUACACAGGUGAAAGUAAAGAGGAGGGGAGAUGAUACAAAAUAUGUUGCGAAAGUUUUAGCCAGAGGUGUUGACUGUGACAUAGCUUUGCUUUCUGUGGAAAAUGAGAAGUUCUGGAAAGGAGCUGAGCCGCUUCGUUUAGGUCGGCUACCACAUCUACAGGAUUCAGUCACUGUUGUUGGAUACCCCCUUGGAGGGGAUACAAUUUCUGUGACAAAGGGGGUGGUUUCACGAAUAGAGGUUACAUCAUAUGCACAUGGGUCAUCUGAUUUGCUAGGCAUUCAAAUUGAUGCUGCAAUAAAUCCUGGUAAUAGUGGAGGCCCUGCAUUCAAUGACCAGGGGGAGUGCAUUGGUGUGGCAUUUCAGGUACUCAGAUCAGAUGAUACAGAGAACAUAGGGUAUGUGAUUCCAACUACAGUGGUGUCUCAUUUUUUGGCAGACUAUGAGAGGAAUGGAAAGUACACAGGUUUCCCUUGCCUUGGUGUAUUGCUUCAGAAAUUGGAGAAUCCAGCUCUACGCUCCUGCUUAAAAGUGGAAUCAUAUGAGGGAGUUCUCGUGCGGCGAGUUGAACCCACUUCUGAUGCACAUCAUGUCCUAAAAGAGGGCGACGUGAUUGUGAGUUUUGAUGGAGUCCAUGUUGGCUGUGAAGGAACUGUGCCUUUCCGAUCAACUGAGCGUAUUGCAUUCCGCUAUCUCAUCAGUCAGAAAUUUUCAGGUGAUCAGGUAGAGCUUGGCAUCAUUAGGAAUGGGGAUCAUAUGAAGGUUCAAACAAUUUUGAAUCCACGUGUCCAUUUGGUACCAUUUAACAUUGAAGGAGGUCAACCAUCAUAUUUGAUAGUCGCUGGAUUGGUGUUUACCCCACUUUCCGAACCACUUAUAGAAGAGGAAUGUGAAGAAGCUAUGGGGCUAAAACUAGUAGCGAAGGCAAGAUAUUCUUUGGCACAAUUCAAAGGAGAACAAAUUGUGAUCCUAUCACAGGUCUUGGCAAAUGAAGUCAGUAUUGGAUAUGAAGAUAUGGGAAAUCAACAGGUGUUGAAGUUAAAUGGCAAACAGAUCAGAAACAUUCAUCAUCUAGCUCAUCUUGUCGAUUCUUGCAAAGAUAAGUAUCUUGUUUUCGAGUUUGAAGAUAAUUAUCUUGUUGUAUUGGAGCGGGAAGUAGCAACAGCUGCCUCAACAUGCAUCCUGAAAGAUUACGGGAUUCCUUCUGAAAGAUCUUCUGAUCUAAUGGAGCCAUAUUUGGAUAACUUGACGGGUAAUAACGCUGUAGAUCAGGAUAUUGGGGAUAGUCCUGUUUCAAACUUGGAAAUCGGAUUUGAUGGGCUUCUUUGGGCAUGAUCAAGUUUAUCCUAGGUUUAAGUUUCACCUAUACAACCAUUUCCCAUUUCUCUGAUUUGGCCAAAUAUUCAUCAUCUAGAUUAUCCAGAGCCCUCUACUUGUUUUUUUGAGAGCACAAGGGCAGAGAGGCAAAAGGCGAAGUUCUUUAGAUCAUCCUUGUAUUAGUUGUAAAUUAUUGUUGUUGUAACAUUAUAAUCAACAUAAUAAUAUAAAGGCAUUCUUUUCUAGUGGACUGAUCCACCAUACCCAUAUGAUGUGAAGCGCCUGAGAUUGUUACAAUAGUGAAGAUAAACGCCGAUCUGAAGAAGGAAGUUGCAGUUUUGAGGAACAAAAUUAGGUUCUUGAAAAUUGUUGUAAUUUGCUAUGUUGUUUUUCGAUAUAAUUUUGUGUUCGAAGGUGUCAGGUAAUCUUAUUUCCGGUAA